Messenger RNA from Diatraea saccharalis (sugarcane borer), 435 nucleotides. The record is from the annotation of a GenBank genome assembly. NCBI's taxonomy places the organism in Eukaryota, Metazoa, Arthropoda, Insecta, Lepidoptera, Crambidae.
AUGUUCAAAGAUGGCGAGCUACUACCGAGCCAAGACUCUGUGGUGCUUCCAACUCCAAGGCAACAGUUUACACCGCUGGAGGAUGACGUCACAGAUCCGAUCCCCACCACGAUGACAUCGAAUAAGGUGGCGUCAAUAAGCCAGUUAUCCUUCAUGGUCCGACCGGACUCAUUCGAGAGAGGCCAGCUGCGGCUGACCUGUAUCUCGACGGUGCAUAGUGUGUACAACGAGCAAGCCGAGCUCGUCAUAAACGAAGAGAGGCCACAAAUAGCCUCCGUGCUGGGCACCAGAGAUGGAGCCAAAGACGCAACGGUAAACAUUACCUUUGCUCACUCGACCGGAAUAUGCAGUGUCGAUAAACAGUUGGAUACUACAGAAUCUAACGGCAAAUAUUUGACUGAUUGCAUGCUGCGACUGGCUCGAGCAUUUGCCUGA